Suricata suricatta (meerkat) is the source of this 1993-nucleotide messenger RNA. It is a transcript of the gene UEVLD, whose product is annotated as UEV and lactate/malate dehyrogenase domains. Gene Ontology annotation, cellular component: ESCRT I complex. Lineage: Eukaryota; Metazoa; Chordata; Mammalia; Carnivora; Herpestidae. The record is from RefSeq and is a predicted model, not a curated record. The coding region runs from base 60 to 1481 and encodes 473 amino acids. The transcript has 12 exons. Gene Ontology annotation, biological process: protein transport; endosome to lysosome transport; carboxylic acid metabolic process. Gene Ontology annotation, molecular function: ubiquitin binding; oxidoreductase activity, acting on the CH-OH group of donors, NAD or NADP as acceptor.
GAACCCGCACGGAAGGAGGUCUACGGAUUCGGGUCGCGCAACCUGGGUCCAGGACGUGGAUGGAGAUGGAGUUCGACUGCGAGGGUCUCAGACGGCUCCUGGGCAAGUACAAGUUCAGAGACCUAACUGUGGAAGAACUAAAGAACGUAAAUAUGUUUUUCCCACAUUUCAGAUAUUCCAUGGAUACCUAUGUGUUCAAAGAUAGUUCCCAGAAAGACCUGUUGAAUUUCACUGGCACUAUUCCUGUAAUGUACCAGGGUAAUACAUAUAACAUACCAAUUCGUCUGUGGAUUUUGGAUUCCCACCCUUUUGCUCCCCCCAUCUGCUUCUUAAAGCCAACUGCAAAUAUGGGUGUCUCAGUUGGAAAACAUGUGGAUGCCCAAGGCAGAAUAUACUUGCCCUAUCUUCAAAACUGGAGCCAUCCUAAAUCUGUCAUUGUUGGACUAAUUAAAGAAAUGAUUGCCAAGUUUCAAGAGGAACUUCCCCUGUAUUCUCUACCAUCAUCUGAUGAGGCACGGCAGGUAGACUUGCUAGCCUAUAUUGCAAAAAUCACUGAAGGUGUCUCAGACAUCAAUUCAAAGAACUGGGCAAAUCAUGAGCAUAAAACAGUCAGUAAAAUUACUGUGGUUGGAGGUGGAGAUCUGGGAAUUGCCUGCACAUUAGCAAUCUCCGCAAAGGGCAUUGCGGACAGCCUGGUCCUCUUAGACCUCUCAGAGGAGACCAAAGGAGGAGUAAUGGACCUUGACAUCUUUAACCUGCCUAAUGUGGAGAUCAGCAAAGAUUUGUCUGCCUCUGCUCAUUCCAAGGUGGUGAUCUUCACAGUCAACUCUUUGGGUAGUUCUCAGUCCUACCUUGAUGUGGUGCAAAGCAAUGUGGAUAUGUUCAGAGCCCUUGUCCCAGCUCUGGGACAUUAUAGUCAAGAUGGUGUCCUGCUCGUUGCAUCUCAGCCAGUGGAAAUCAUGACCUAUGUGACGUGGAAACUGAGUGCAUUUCCUGCAAAUCGAGUGAUUGGAAUCGGAUGUAAUCUGGAUUCACAGAGAUUACAAUACAUUAUUACAAAUGUUUUGAAGGCACAAUUAUCAGGAAAACAAGUAUGGGUGAUUGGUGAGCAGGGAGAAGACAAAGUGCCCACAUGGAGUGGCCAAGAAGAAGCGAUGAGUCAUAACUCUCAAGUGCAGUUGUCCAACAGAGCCAUGGAGGUGUUACGUGUCAAAGGUCAAAGAUCCUGGUCUGUCGGACUAUCAGUGGCUGACCUGGUUGACAGCAUUGUAAAUGAUAAAAAGAAAGUACAUUCUGUAUCAAUUUUAGCAAAGGGAUAUUAUGACAUAAAUAGUGAAGUGUUUUUAAGUUUGCCUUGCAUCCUUGGAUCCAGUGGAGUAUCUGAAGUCAUCCAAAGCACAAUGAAGGAAGAUACAGUGACUGAGAAACUCCAAAGCAGUGCAUCAACCAUCCAUGGUCUCCAACAACAGUUAAAACUUUGAUCAUAAAGUGCAGCAUUACCUGAAAGGGAAGGUCAUUUAAUUUUGCCAACAUAUAAAGGGUUGAGAAUUUCUGUAUGUUAUUCAUUACCCUUACAAACUGCUUGGUUAAGGGAGUCUGUUUCCAGUUAGCUCUGUAAUUUGGAUCCUUAAGGAGUUCGAUAAGGAAGGGGAAAAUCUAAUUUUCUUUGUUGUUCUUGAGAUAUCUAAACUGUUCUUUAAAUCUAUAGCAGAUAUAGACAUUCAUCUACAAUAUGCAUCAUUUAAAUUUAUGGAUCCUCAUCUAAAAGCACAUUCAGCACUUUGGAAAUAUUUUGAAAGUAAUAUAUUUUUAAAAGAAAAUUACUCUUUAUUAUAGUAACCAUGAUAAACUGAAGGUCCAGUAUUAGUUUACAGAAUCUGUGCUGGGUGUACUUUCAAAAGAUCCACAGCUUAAGGUACUGUUUCUUCUUUAAAAUAAAAUUGGUAGUAAUGGGAAAGCAUUUUGUUUUCCCUCUUUAAAUUAAUUAGCUAUC